Messenger RNA from Mycena citricolor, 6422 nucleotides. The record is from the annotation of a GenBank genome assembly. Lineage: Eukaryota; Fungi; Basidiomycota; Agaricomycetes; Agaricales; Mycenaceae.
AUGUUUCCGCUCCAGUCCCUCGUCCUCUUCACUCUUCUCGCCCGCGUCCGCGCCGCCAUGGUCGGCGACGCGACUGACCUGCUCAGCUCCGGCGUCCACUUCGACUUUGUUGUCGUCGGCGGUGGAACGGCAGGCAACGUCGUCGCCAAUCGCCUGAGCGAGAACCCCAAGUGGUCUGUCCUCCUCCUCGAGGCGGGGGGAUCUAAUGCAGAUGUGCUUGAGAUCACGGUUCCGUUCUACUGCACGCGGGCCAGUGCUCUAGACACCCCGCAGGUCUGGAACUACACCACAAUGCCCCAGACGGGACUCGGCGGCCGCACGAUUGCGUAUCCUCGUGGGCAUGGGCUCGGUGGCUCGAGCGCAGUCAGCAAGUCGCUUCUCAUUACAUGGCCUACACCCGUGGAUCCCGAGAAGACUUUGAUCGCUUCGCGACUGUCACCGGGGACAAGGGCUGGUCCUGGGACAACCUCGUUCCAUACAUGCGGAAGGUCAGCGGAGCUGCAGUUUGUGCGACGGUUUCCAUCUGACACAUUGCCCCAGAACGAGGAUUUCACGCGCCCGACGAACCAGAGCAGCAGUGGCCACUACGAUCCCUCGGUUCACGGCUUCAAGGGCAUCAACUCCGUGUCCCUCGCGGGUUAUCCGUCUCCGCUCGACGCGCGGGUCAUCGAGACCACGACGCAGCUGUCAGAAGAAUUUCCGUUCAACCGUGACAUGAACUCCGGCUCCCCUCUCGGCAUGGGAUGGACGCAGGCUACGAUCAACAAUGGAUCCAGGAGCAGCUCGGCAACGUCGUACCUGGCGUCUGAAUUCAUGUCUCGACCGAAUCUGCACGUGGUCAUCGGGGCCCAGGUGCUCUCGAUCAACUCGACCCGAGCGAACGAAUUCAAGUCUGCCCAGUUCGUGCAGAACGGAAAAAUCAUGUCCGUGACCGCGCGCAAGGAGCUCAUUCUGUCCGCCGGAAGCAUCGGAACGCCGCACAUCCUCAUGCACUCGGGCAUCGGGAACAGUUCCGCCUUGAAAAGCUUGGGCAUCAAGCCGUUGCAUCAUCUGCCAUCGGUCGGACAGAACAUGACCGACCACGUGGUUCUGCCCGUCGAGUUCGUCGUGAAUUCGACGGCGACAUGGGAGACCGCGCAACGCAAUGCGACGCUGGCUGCAGAGCAGUUCGCUCAGUGGAACGCCUCCCAUACGGGACCUUUGAUGGACGGCGUGUCGAGCCAAAUCGGGUGGUUCCGCGUCCCCAAUGCCUCGCUGACGGGAUUCCCCGACGCGUCUGCGGGGCCGAACACGCCGCACUACGAGUUCCUCAUCUCCAACGGCUUUUUGGGUCCGCAACCGGGCAACACCAACGGAAUGAGCAUCGCGACGGCGGUCGUGUCUCCGCACUCGCGGGGCUCCGUGACGCUGAACAGCAGCGACCCGCACGCGGCGCCGCUCAUCAACCCGAAUCUCCUCGGCGAGCAGGUCGACCGCAUCGUCGCCCGGGAGGCGGUCCGCGCCGCGCUGCGGUUCGUCGCCGCCCCCGCGUGGAAGGGGUACAUCAUCACUCCGCUGGGCGUCAACGCGUCGAGCACGGAUGCGGAGAUCGACACGUACGCGCGCAACAGCGCGGCGACGGUGUUCCAUCCCUCCGGCACAGCGAGCAUGUCGCCCGUCGGCGCGGACUGGGGCGUCGUGGAUCCGGAUCUGAAGGUCAAGGGCCUCAAGGGACUGCGCGUCAUUGAUCUGUCUGUCACACCGUACAUCCCGGCCGCCCAUACUCAGGCAGCUGCGUACUUCAUCGGGGAGCGGGGCGCAGAUCUGAUCAAGGGAUUCGAGAUGGCGAAGGAGUACCUUGUGAAAGGCUUGCGGGUCUUCGCGACCGCGCGCCGCGCAGAGGUGCUUGCGCAAAUCGCGGCUGCUGCUCCGGGACUGGAGACCGUCGAACUCGAAGUGACGGACGCGGAGUCCGUUCGGAAGUCCAGGGAGCACGUUGCAUCGGCCACUGGAGGCGUACUGGACAUACUGGUCAACAACGCUCCCAUCUCUCUCCCUAAAGUCCUCACCGUAUGCUCAUCCGGGGCCCCAGGCUGCUCCGUCCCAGCGACGGACCUCGAGAUCGACCAAGUCAAGUCCGUCUUCGAGGUCAACUUGUUCGGUGUCAUCCGCAUGGUCAACGAGUUUCUGCCUCUACUCAUGGCCAGUGGGGACGGCCGGAUAGUCAACAUCGGCAGCAUUGCGGGUGUCAUGCCGUAUCCGUUCGGUAGCGCCUACAACGCGUCCAAAGCCGCGCUCCAUGCGUACGGGAACACACUGAGGAUCGAGCUGGCUCCAUUCAAUGUGCAGGUCUCCACGAUCGUGACUGGCGGUGUGCAGAGCCACAUCUCAGACAAACCGCCUCCGACGAAACCGACGUCGCUCUACGCACCCAUCGCGGAACACCUGCUCAAGUUCCGUGCGGGACGGUCCCAGAAGGGAGCUAUGCCUGCAGACGUCUAUGCUCGAUCGAUCGUCUCGCAGACUCUGCACUCACACCUCAAAGCGUGGAUCUGGAAAGGCAGCUUCACGGGUCUCUGCUGGUUCAUCGAUACGUUCCUGUGGCGGACGGCGUUUGAUGUCCCGUUCUCGAGAGAAUUUGGGUUGGUCAAGCUCGGUAAGAUAUUUAGGAGUGGGUUAGGGAAGAAACAGUCGUAGAUAGUUCACAUCCCCUUUUCUUUUGCACGGAUAUAUAUCUCCACGGAUAACUUGUAAGUAGUCUGCAUACUACAAAACUGUCGCAUGUUUUUGCAUCGCGAUCAUGUGAUCGGGAGUCAGCUCUCCGAGUACCGGGCUUUACGUGUCCAGAAGAGGGCAACUCAAUUCUAAGCUCAGGUCGUUCAUCCGCUCAUCCGUUCACAUCGUUCAUCAGCUUUACGAGUGACGAUCAAGAGGCCAGUAUAUGGUUAAUAUUUCGAACAGACUGAACCCCCAGUGAUUAUGAACUGAGUGAGCGCACAUUGCAGAAUCAAGCCAGCAAUCAUCAUACAAGCUGCUUCUUCACAGGGUGCCACACUUCCCCAGAUGUUCUUGACCGCCAAACCUUGAACUUGAAAGCUGCGGAGGAAGAAAUCAAUGUCCAUCAGAUAUUUAUAAGCUGAUGACCGGUUGCACGGAAUCCGGAUGAGCGGAUGAACGACUUGAGAAUUGAGCAGCCCUCUAUAAAGCAGUCUCCCAGCGGCAUCUCGUCUCAACCAGUCUUUCCAACAAAAGAGAUGGCAUUGGAAAACCCGCGCACUAAAGCCGUCCUCAUUACCGGGUGAGCUUAUAUAAGCCGUCAACGCCCUCGCACUCAACUUGACACACCACCGCCCAUCCAGUUGUACACCAGGAGGGAUAGGCUUUGAGUUGGCAAAGGAGUACCAUGCGAAAGGCUUGAAAGUCUUCGCUACCGCACGACGGGCAGCUGUCUUGACCGAAGUCGCGGCGCUCGUUCCGGGGCUCGAGAUCCUGGACCUCGACGUGACCGAUGCCGAAUCUGUACGGAAGUGCCGGGACUACAUCGCGGAGGCGAACGGGGGCGUACUGGACAUCCUGGUCAACAACGCCGGCCGAGGGUGCUCGAUCCCGGCGACCGACCUGGACAUCGACCUCGUCAAGUCCGUCUUCGACGUGAACCUGUUCUCCGUCAUGCGCAUGGUCAUCGAGUUCACGCCGCUGCUCAUCGCCAGCGGAGACGGCCGCAUCGUGAACAUCGGGAGCGUCGCCGGCGUGAUGCCGUAUGCGUUCGGGAGCGCAUACAAUGCGUCGAAAGCCGCCCUGCAUGCGUAUGGGAACACGCUGCGCAUUGAGCUGGCGCCAUUCAAUGUGCAGGUCAUGACGAUCACCACGGGCGGCGUGAAGAGCCAUAUCGCGGACAACAGCGCACCGCCGAUCAAACCGACCUCGCUGUAUGCGCCGAUCGCGGAUCUCUUUCGUGAGGUACGCUCUCGGAGAUCUCAAGCGGGAGCCAUGGCCACGGACAAAUACGCGCAAUCUGUGGUCGCGCAGACGCUCAAACGACGCGUCAAAGCCUGGUUCUGGCAGGGCAGUUUCUCGUGGAUCUGCUGGUUCGCGGAUACCUUUCUCUGGCGUACGGUCUUCGACCGACCAAUGUCCAAUCAGUUUGGGCUUACGACGCUGGCGAAGAUCGUACGAAACGAUAAGGCAAAGAGACGGGAUUGAGAUCAGUUGGGUACUGGAGAUGCUCUGUGUGCGAAUGACAAGGAAACGCCCAUCGACCCGACCAACGCUGUCUGCAUCACGACCGUACCACCGAGCCCUUGAAACAGUCCAUACGUGAGCUUGUGCAUCCUCCGUCUGAACGCGUGAACGUCCCCGGAGAACGCCCUGUUCCCUGCUCCAUCCGAGUCCAAGUCUGAAUCGUCUUCGUCCGACGAGGAUGCCAGCUCCGAAUCCGAGUCCGAAUCGGGCUCCCGGUGGAGCAGGAGACAGACUCGCUCCCAGCCUUCGCCCGCCUUAUACUCGACCAUGAGCGUCCGGGCCUGGGCCUGGUCGAAGUCGAACCGCUUCUGGGCGAGCUCGGUGCUCGGGAAGUCGCCGAAGAAAGUCAUCCAGACUACUUUGAAGAACGGGCGCAGUCGAUCGAGGAAGCGCGGGUCGAGGCAUGAGGAUAUCACAAAGGGUUUGUUCCGCCCGAGUUUGGUUAUAAGCGUGGGACGCUUCGCGUUCGAGAGUUUACUUGGCGUCGGGGGCGGGCUCGCAGCAGUCUGCGCGAGCUCUUGCGAGAGCAUCUGCCCGCGGGACAUCGCGAUCUGCGCAACAGCAAUCAGUUCGUAGGUGUGACCAGGGUAAUCGGCCCUCAGGUUCCACACCUCGUACGAUCCCAGCAGAGCAUGCCAUUCGUCUGCCUCCAUCUUUAUGCCGUUGGCAAAGAAACGGGAAUUGAGAGCGGCUGUCCAGAUUUCCACGUCGAGCGAGUGGCUGAGGUUAUGUUCGCUUCUCAAUUCUGCAUCAAGGCUGUCCGAGUCCGCUCAAAAAGGGCCUACUCACUCGACGGAAGCAACGCGCCCGAGAGACAGUACCUUCAUUUGCUUUUGCUCUAUGGCGGUAGAUCCCUGUGUGUCCAGCCAGCUCGAGGCAUCUGUUUGAACCCACAGCGACAUCCUGGCGAUGUGCUGUGGGAGGUGUCGCGUGGGUAUCGCAGGGAGGGGGAGAGGGAAGUUGGGGGUGGAUUUCGUGGCGCAUUGAGAAGCAGGGGCUAUAAGAGGGUUCUGAGGGUAAGAUUCGACAGGUAGGCAAGUAAGAAGCUCGGGUGUGCCUUACGUCGAGAUAUACUUGGACUACGACACCCGUGCAGUUAGGAAAUCGGACCCUCGCAAAAAGCACACGGCCCGAUACUGCUACAGUCUUGAAUGAGCCCCUGUUCCCGAUGGGCACAACCACGUGCCACUGAAGGGAUCUCGCAAGAUCCUCCCCUCGACUAUUCCCCGGACCAGUAACGAAAAAUGAUGGGAUCUUCUCCAAGCUCCAGUGCCCGCAUCGAUCCCCGGCGCGGCAGCAACAUCACAGGUGGCACCAAGUCGGAUCGUAGUGGUGGUGGCACCGAAUCUCUUCGUGAGGAAACGGAGACACAGACCUCUGCAAGUACAAGUGCUCGGUCUCACAGCCACGGAUCUACCUCCACCUCUCGACCCCGGGCCUCUCCUGCCGAACUAUUGCGCAGCCACUUGACGCGGCGGGCGCCCCCGAUGUCGACGUGGUCCUCGGCGCCUGUGGAGAACAGCUCGUGGGCAUCGAACAACUUCCUUUUGGGCGCGGGGAUGGUGGUGCUGCAGCCGUCGACGAUGAAAGUCGCGAUUGUGUACGACUCGGGAAGGAAGACCUGGUUUCUGCCUCGUGGCCGGAAGGAUAUUGGAGAAUCCUUGGAGGCGACUGCUCUACGUGAGGCUUACGAAGAGUCUGGAUAUCAAGUCGAGCCUCUUCCUUUAUUCACGUUUUCACGCCAGCCAGCGCCUCCGAGUAAACCAGAUGCUGGAGAUAUUCCGAACUGCGAGCCGAUCUACGUUUUGACGUCGUAUUUUCGCGAGCGCAGGCAUCGGGGCGGAUAUGUCUCACCUGCAGGGGAGUAUCUGACAUUCUGGUAUGCGGGCCAGAUUGGACCGGAUGCGGUUCAUCAUGAAAACACGGGCAUGCCAGAUGAGGCAAAUUUCCAAACGUUCUUGGUGGAUCAGAAUGAGGCGCGCGUCAGAUUGGUCUCGAGCGAAAGCAAGAUUGUGGAAUACGCUUUUGCGCUGUAUAAGGUCACGACAGAAGAAUUGCAAAGACAGAUGGAAACAGAGAUGGAAAAACCCGAAGACUCAAAGCUUGAGUUUUAGUUGUGGCCAUCUUUGAUAAAUAGUCGCUCUGUUUCCGUGCUUUCUAAUUGCCGUGUCAAUCAAGUCAUAAAUCGAGUUCUAAAUCCA